GUGGUGGAGUGUAAAAUGCUGUAAUGGGAGGAAACCGAGCCGAGUCUGAGUGCCCCGGACUGCAGCGGCCGUUCUGAUCGCGGUGGCACCUGAGCACACACUUCCCCGAGCAAGUGCGACCUGUACCUGCAGGCUCCAACCAGGAAUGGAGACACCAUUGGAUGUCUUAUCAAGGGCAGCAUCUCUGGUGCAUGCUGAUGAUGAAAAACGUGAAGCUGCUCUCAGGGGAGAACCCAGGAUGCAGACCCUCCCUGUGGCAUCUGCCCUCAGCAGUCACCGCACAGGCCCCCCGCCCAUCAGUCCCAGCAAGAGGAAGUUCAGCGUGGAGCAAGGGGACGAUGACCUGGACUGUGAAAAUGACCAUGCUUCUAAGAUGAGUCGCAUCUUCAACCCCCAUCUGAGCAAGACUGCCAACGGAGACUGCCGAAAAGACCCCCGGGAGCGGAGCCGCAGCCCCAUCGAGCGUGCCGUGGCCCCCACCGUGAGCCUGCAUGGCGGCCAGCUGUUUGCGUCCCUGCCCGGCCUCAGCCUGGAACAGCCGCUGGCACUGACCAAGAACAGCAUGGACGCCGGCAGGCCGGCGGGCAUCUCGCCCACGCUGACCCCGGCGGAGCGGCAGCAGAACCGGCCGUCGGUGAUCACGUGCGCCUCGGCCAGCACCCGCAACUGCAACCUCUCCCACUGCCCCAUUGCGCACAGCGGCUGCGCGGCGGCCGGGCCAGCCAGCUACCGGAGGGCCCCGAGCUCCACCGCCACCUGCGACCCCGUGGUGGAGGAGCACUUCCGCAGGAGCCUGGGCAAGAACUACAAGGAGCCCGAGCCGGCGCCCAACUCAGUGUCCAUCACGGGCUCCGUGGACGACCACUUUGCCAAAGCCCUGGGUGACACGUGGCUUCAGAUCAAGGCGGCCAAGGACGGCGCAUCCAGCAGCCCUGAGUCAGCCUCGCGCAGGGGCCAGCCCGCCAGCCCCUCUGCGCACAUGGUCAGCCACAGUCACUCCCCCUCCGUGGUCUCGUGAAGGGAGCGCCACCCUUGAACAAGAUGUCAAUCUGCAUGGUUUGCCUGAGCUUUGAACAGUCAGUGCUUAAAAAAUGGAAAAACAAAAAAAAAA
Molecule: messenger RNA, 1111 nt
Organism: Neomonachus schauinslandi (Hawaiian monk seal)
Lineage: Eukaryota; Metazoa; Chordata; Mammalia; Carnivora; Phocidae
Gene: VGLL4
Product: vestigial like family member 4
Exons: 6
Coding region: 146-1018 (290 amino acids)
Biological process (GO): negative regulation of DNA-templated transcription
Molecular function (GO): transcription coactivator binding
Source: RefSeq, a predicted model, not a curated record